AAGGAGUGGUUGUUACUGUAAACACUGGUACAAGGUGUGACAAGUAACAACACCUGCGUAGCCUCACCUUGAGAAGUUGUGAAGCUGCUAUUUAUAGCUUGCUUAGUCACUGUGUGGAACUGGCCACGGAGGGCGACUUAUACCUACCAUACACCUCUUAGUCACUCCUCUGCCGAGAACAACAAUAUUUAUGUCCUUUAUAAAUUAACAAAAUGACGGUAGCUGUUUAUCUCUAGUUCCAGGACAGUCCUACCUUCUGUAACAGACGUCACCUUCUGCGCUUCUUCUCUUCAGUACAACCGCAAGUGUGCAGGUGUCGGCGGCGAACAUAACACAUCGGCGCUCACCCUGAUAGCAGACGACAGUCUCGGCAACCCAAACCAUAAGCAGGACGAGGACUUGGCGAGCGUUCAGACACACAACUACACGAUGACCGACUACGAAAGCAUCAAACGAAAAUGUCUGCAGGCGGGCACACUGUUUGAGGACCCGGAUUUCCCAGCAAACAGCUCCUCGCUGUACCAUCAAGCUCCCUGGUCUACUCCCCUCAUCGAGUGGAAGCGACCCAAGGAAAUCGUCUCCGAUGCACAGUUUAUUGUAGAUGGUGCGUUGUAUGUUGAUCUGGAGCAGGGAACUCUAGGUAACUGCUGGUUUAUAGCGGCAGCCGCUUCCUUGGCAGCAUCCAACAAAGCUCUGAUAGAAAGAGUGGUGCCCCCUAACCAAGGGUACGGCCAAGACUACGCAGGGAUAUUCCUCUUCAACUUCUGGCAGUACGGCAAGUGGCAGGAGGUGAUUGUAGACGAUCGUCUGCCCACGCGCGAUGGCCAGCUGGUGUACACCUCCAGCACGCGCAAGAAUGAAUUCUGGUGCGCGCUUCUCGAGAAAGCAUUUGCCAAGCUGUACGGUUGCUACGAGGCGCUGGACGGAGGGCGCGUGCACGACGCACUGCUGGACAUGACCGGCGGGGUCACUGAGCUGGUGGACCUGAGGGGCUCGGUCAGCCCCGACAAGAUCGCCGACCUCCUGAUGGCGUGUGAGGGCAUGGAGACCAUCAUGGGCGCCGGCAUCUUCAAGCGAUCAAGUCGGUCAGAGACGAAGCUGUCGUCGGGACUGUACUCGGAGCACGCCUACAGCAUCAUCCGACUGAAGACAGUGACCCACAAAGGUCAAAAGAAACUGCUGCUGUUGCUGCGAAAUCCGUUCGGCCAUGGCGAGUGGAACGGAGCGUGGUCUGACAAGCACAGUACCUGGGACGAUCUCAGCCCCAACGAACGAAACGAUCAAGCUUUCAACAAACGAGACGACGGCGAGUUUUGGAUGAGUGUCCAAGAUUUUGUGCAACACUUUGACGAGCUGGAGUUAUGCCACCUGUCUCCAGAUCUUUUGACAGACAAACAACGUGGAAUGGUGGUAAAGAAAAAGUGGAAGCAGGCGACCUUCUCGGGAAGUUGGCUCAGGGGAGUGAACGCUGGGGGCUCUCCCAUGAGUAGGACAUCACGUAAGUUCUGGACCAACCCCCAGUACCGAGUGACCCUAGAGGGUUCAGUGCCCAGCAGCAUGGUUAUCUCCCUUAUCAAGGUGACUGGCAAGCUGAAACAGCAAACCAACGACAUCGCCAUCGGCUUCGCGAUCUUUAAGAUCAGGCCUGGCAAAGAGCCUCCCUCUGCACUGACCGCGGACAACAACUAUGAACAUUCGGAGCUGGUGGACAAGUCCGGCUCCAUCUGGCUUUUCAGAGAGCGCGCCUUGCACUUCACCCUUGACCCCGGCACGUACAUCAUCAUACCCUACACCCUCGUUCCUGAUAAAGAGGCGGAUUUCUACCUGAGGAUCUUCACCGAGCUAUCUGCCAGCGCAGGACCUGUUGAAGAGCCUCUUGGACCCACCAGGGAGACGGUAGAGGUGGCAGAGGACCUCAUUGAUGUGCUGUUCCACAAGCAUCAGGGGCCUGAUGGCAAAGUCGAUGCCAGGGGUGUACAGAAGAUUCUCGCUGAAGCCAACCAGAAAGAGUUCGGGAAAGCCGAGGGCUACUCUCUAGAAACAUGUCGCUGUGUGAUCGCCUUCAACGACCCAUAUGUGACCGGUCUGCUUGAUAAAGAACAAGUGAGGAAAGUCUGGAAGGACAUCUUGGCAUGGAAGGAUGCUUUCAAGAGUGCAGACGUGAGCAGGGACAACACUGUGGAUGUCACGGAGCUGAAGGGGCUCUUCCAACACAUCGGCUUCAACCUGGACACCACGGCCUUGCACCGCGUGGUGCGGCGCUAUGGCGACCGCGAGGGUCGGAUGCACGAGGACGACUUCAUGCAGGCCAUUUGCCGCAUCCUCCGCGCCUACAGGAUGUUCAAGAAGAUGUCUAACGGUGGGAAGAUGAUGAUGGAUCUACAGGAGUGGAUGGUGACCACGCUGUACCUUUGAUUUCCUGACCAAAGACCUCCUCUAGCUAUCGUGGCCACAAGAAAGUUCCCCAACGUAUCACGUGAUCCAGGGUAGACCUCACGCAGGGACAGUGUGGAACUCGUGUUGAAUUGUCACUCUUGCCAUGAAGUGGAAAAGGCAGCAUACAUCUGUGUAAACACCUUCAUCCCAUGGUGACUUGGCUCAGCUUCGCCAUUAAUUCACUACAAACAUGUGUGGCCAUGAAACUGUAAGUGUGUGUGUAUGUGAUGCAUAUCAUUGUUACACCUGUGUUAGGACUAGCAAGCAAACAAAACACAUGUACGCAGAGAGAGCGAAAGAAGAGAGAGAGAAAGAAAGACAAAAAGAAAGAAUAUGAUUAUAAACACUAGAACAAGGUACCAACGUAAGAUAAACUCCGACUGUCGAUGUUUACUGAUGUUUACAAGAAGUGUAAUUUAUAAACUUCCCCCUCCAUCUUUCUCAUAUUGUUCACUACAUUCACUUGUUUGACAUGUUCAGUUCACGAGUGUUAUAGUUUCUCGUUCUCUUUAACUCUCCAGUUUUAAAGUCGCACUAGUAUCAAAAUUAUAAAUGUAAUCUUAAAAUUUCAAUAAAUAUAAAUAAAGACAA
This is a messenger RNA of Pomacea canaliculata, 3027 nucleotides long. Its product is annotated as calpain-2 catalytic subunit-like. Gene Ontology annotation, biological process: proteolysis. The record is from RefSeq and is a predicted model, not a curated record. Gene Ontology annotation, molecular function: calcium-dependent cysteine-type endopeptidase activity; calcium ion binding. The transcript has 21 exons. NCBI's taxonomy places the organism in Eukaryota, Metazoa, Mollusca, Gastropoda, Architaenioglossa, Ampullariidae. Gene Ontology annotation, cellular component: cytoplasm. Bases 430 to 2415 code for a protein of 661 amino acids.